This is a messenger RNA of Protopolystoma xenopodis, 600 nucleotides long. The record is from the annotation of a GenBank genome assembly. Lineage: Eukaryota; Metazoa; Platyhelminthes; Monogenea; Polystomatidea; Polystomatidae.
UUGUAUUCAUAUCUUCUCAAUAGUUCUGUUGUAAUCCAGUUUUUCUUCGUGCAUACCGAAUGCUUAAGAGCCUUAUUCCAGGUGAUCUGUUCGCUUAAACCCUAUUUUAUCCAGGUUCAAAACGUGGCAAUCUGUACAGCAGAAUGCAAUUACGCCUCGACACCUCUAUCGCCUUGUCCGGACUCCCUUUCGGCUUGCGAGCCCAGCCAACCCACAUCAAGUUCUUCAUCUCAGCAACAAUCAGUAUCCCAAGCGGCAAUUUUAUUAUCCCCCUCUCCUGUCCGCUUGGUGACUGGCAUGAGCUUAACGAAUGACGUCGACUCUGACGCGUCGCCUCCCCCAGCAAAGUUUAGGGGAACUGAGGGCCCAAUAGUAGACCAGAAUCGCCCGCUUUCGGGACAACAGCCAAUCACAAUCAAGUCAAGUUGCUGUGGCCCACCUUCGGCCAUUAAAAGUCAAUUCUGUCCACUCGGUUCUGAGGCACACUUGACCUCCGAGACGGAACAGCCAAACGGCUUAUCAUCACUCGUCGCCAAGCCCGUGUCAUUAGUGGCCUAUCAGUUGAGGACCCAGCAGCCGCUAAAGCCGAGUGGGAGUUAG